This is a messenger RNA of Rasamsonia emersonii CBS 393.64, 1335 nucleotides long. Its product is annotated as OTU-like cysteine protease. Gene Ontology annotation, molecular function: cysteine-type deubiquitinase activity. NCBI's taxonomy places the organism in Eukaryota, Fungi, Ascomycota, Eurotiomycetes, Eurotiales, Trichocomaceae. Bases 1 to 1335 code for a protein of 444 amino acids. The transcript is spliced from 3 exons. The record is from RefSeq and is a predicted model, not a curated record. Gene Ontology annotation, biological process: protein deubiquitination.
AUGGCUGACGUGCCUGGCAAUCGGUCCAGGGUUGUGCCCAUCAUGGCCGGCCGUAAGCCCAACGGCGAUGCCCCCCAGCCCAGAGUAACGCGAGCAUCGAACAAAAAGGCCGCCGACGCCGACGCCCUGCGGCUUCCGUGUCUGGAGCAGCUGGGCUUGUAUGCGUUUCCGACCAAGGGUGAUGGCAACUGUCUCUACUAUGCCCUGUCGGACCAAUUGUACGGCGUAUGGGACCGCUCAUCGGAGAUCCGCAAUCACCUAGCCGAGCACAUGAAAAAGCAUCGCGACUACUUUGUCAAUUUCACGGCUGCGGUCGGCGGGCGGCGGCGAGCCCCCAGACGAGCUGCUUCCGCCGCCGCCCGGGCAUCCACUCCCGUGGGCCCCUCGGCGUCGCCCCAGGAGCAGGAAGAGGCGUUCGAUGCCAUGGUGGCCCGGUCCGGGACGGACGGCGUCUGGGGCGGAUCGGAGGAGAUCCAGGCCUUCUGCCAGUUCUACAAGCGGGACGUCAAGGUGUAUACGGAUUCGGGCAUCCAGACCUUCCGGGAUGUCAAUGCUCCUCCGGACGAGGAAAGAGAGCAGGUCCAUAUUGCAUUUCACAAUUUUAACCAUUACUCGUCCGUUCGCAACAUCAAUGGCCCGCACACCGGCCUCCCAUGUGUCAAGCCAACGGGGGAAUUCAAACCGGAUGCCGGGAAGGCGUCCAGCGAGUCCGGGCUGGUCAUCGAUGUGGUCAGUCCGUGGAAGAUUUCAUGCAUCCAGGAAGGUCUGGGCGGCCGAUACGACCACAACACCAUUGUGGAGAUGCUGCGCCGAUGCCGCGGCGAUAUCGACCGCGCCUUUUCGAACUUGCUAGACGAGGAGACGUCCGGGUCAUCGUCGCAGUCGUCGGCGGCGUCCGCUACCGCGAGUACUGUGUCGAAGAGCACUGCCAGUGUGCCGAGCCUCAAGCCUCGCUUACCGUCUUCCCGCUCUUCCUCCCGACACAGUACCGCGAGUAAGCGGUCGGCCGACGACGACAGCGACGAUGACGGAGGUCAGCCUGGCCGACGCACCCGAGGUCGGGAGCAGAAGAGACGGAUCCUGCCUAAUGUCACCGUGGGCAUCGCCUUCCGCGAUGAGGAGAAGAAUGACCUGGUGUCGUUGCGGCUGAGGGUCAAUCCGGAUGCCAUGGCGGAGCAGGCGAAGGACGUUCCUGAGGGGGCUGAUGGGUCGGAUCCGCCUGCUGGAAAGAAGCUGCGGGCACGCAAGCCGAAGCAGCCGAAGCAGUCGAAGCAGCCGGCCAAGCGUCGGGUUAAGGAGUCUGGCGGCACGUCGACCGUCAAGCGGGAAGAGUGA